UGGAACACUCGGGCAGGCGGCAGAUGGAAGUCCGUAAAAAGUAUGUGGCGGCCGCAGGACGGAUGAUAAUGGACAUCAUUCAGUCUGAAUGGGAGCCGCUGUCUCACUGGGAACUUGAUCAGCGUCUGGAUCGAGCUCUAGAAGAAGUCUUAGAGGCUGACCUGAUGGCCCUAGCUCAAGGGCAGUCCUCUUCUGUGUUCAUGCAACUGUCUCAACAGGAGGAUUCAAUUAAUUUAACACAAGAUCAGACGCAAACAGUGAGCCUUCAGCUGUCAGAAUCUGCCUCCGCGAAGAGUGCCUGCGUUACUGAUGAUGUUAUUGAAGGAAACCCUGCCGUUCAGCAUGUAACAAGUCUUCUGCAAAGUGCUGACACAAACUACAACAAGAACCGAUUGUCUGGAAGAGCUCGACUGUCCUUGUCUCACACUGUCCUCCUUUCUCUCACCCUCCUAUCCAAACGCAUCAGCUAUCGCAGUGUCUCUGCUAGUUUCCAUCUGGAGAAGGGAAACAUUCAUAGGAUCUUCUUUUCUUUCUGUGAACGAGUAAACGCUCUUCAGGAUAAAUGCAUUAAAUGGCCUACUGGACCAGAGGCUUUACAACAUCUGCUUCCUUUUUCCAGCUGGCUAGGUCGCAGUGAGGGACUGGAAGAGAGAGGUCUUCCUAAAGUGUUUGGGGUGUUGGGUGACACACGCAUCCCCAUCCGCCUACCCACUGGGAAACAGGACUGUGAAAGCGAUGCUCCUGAAGCAAAGAGACUUAAGGAUGAGCCACAUCCAGAUUCGUGGCUUAACCUGGAACUGGUCUGCAAUGCUGAGGGCCGGUUUAUUUAUUGCUACAUCAGCAGAGGCUCAGAAAGAGACAGAGGAAGUGCAUUAGCUGAAAGGCUCCAGCAACACCCUGAGAUGCUGCCUCCAGGGACCUGCCUGAUUGCCAGAGUUGGAUAUCCACUCACAAGUCAAAUACUCACUCCAUUUUCUCCGGGUCGAAGCCCUCAGGAGAAUCUCUACAACAGAUCAGUGGCGACCCAUUUAAGCCGAUUUGACCAGACUGUGGCAGACCUAAAAGAGCGAUUCCAGAAAUUGAGAUAUCUGGAUAUGGGGAACUACGACAGGGCAAGAGCAGUGGUUCUGACUGCUUGUAUAUUAAACAAUGUGUUUGUAGACAUGGGGGAUGUCACAAAGGGACUUGUAGAGAGAAACACAAAAGAAGAUGAGGAGGAGGCAAAAGAAGAUGCAGCUGGGGUAAAAAUGAGGGACACUGUAGUGAAUCUUCUUUACAGCGCUUUGGAAGCAGAAACGCAUUAAUUAUUUGACACAGAUUAUGAAACUGUUCAUGUAGAAAAUCUCUUGAUUUGUAUCAAGCAUUGUAUGACUAAAUUUAAGUUUCUUGAAAUAUUUCAACCUGGAUUAUAUCUGUAUUUCUUGAGUAUUUAGUAGCAUGAAAAAGAUUUAAUAAAGAC
This is a messenger RNA of Xyrauchen texanus (razorback sucker), 1459 nucleotides long. RefSeq lists its product as uncharacterized. Lineage: Eukaryota; Metazoa; Chordata; Actinopteri; Cypriniformes; Catostomidae. The record is from RefSeq and is a predicted model, not a curated record. The transcript has 4 exons. The coding region runs from base 24 to 1304 and encodes 426 amino acids.